Messenger RNA from Salvelinus namaycush (lake trout), 3184 nucleotides. RefSeq names its product oocyte zinc finger protein XlCOF6-like. The record is from RefSeq and is a predicted model, not a curated record. The coding region runs from base 305 to 2731 and encodes 808 amino acids. The transcript is spliced from 10 exons. NCBI's taxonomy places the organism in Eukaryota, Metazoa, Chordata, Actinopteri, Salmoniformes, Salmonidae.
GUCUUCCGGCACACACUUGAAACAUGGCCAAAUAAUUUACAAUUCUUACACAGCAGUGGUUUGGGGACGAAAGUAUCUUACAUAACCAAGCUUCACAUGCGGACGUAUUUGCACUUUAUCAAAAAACAACAGGACCGACAGACUUUAUUUUCUCCAUUCAGGACAUUUAUCUUCACCAACUUUGCUCGACGCGCUGCUUGAUUCGAACUCAGCAUCCACAUCUGCCACGUUAAUUGUCCUAACCUGCCAAGAUGGCCCCCUCCCUCUCUCUUCUCUGAGACUCCUGGUGCCCCCGCUGCGUCUGAUGUCUGCGGUCAUGUGGCAGGUGGUGGGGCGGCGGAGUUUGGAGCAUUAUGGGAAGCUGGAGGACUUUGUGUGUUUGGUCACAGAGACCGUUCCAGAACUACUGACUGACAGGCAGAGAGCAUUACUGCUUCUGGGCCUCAGAGCAAAGAUGUCCCAGGAGUGGAUAGUCGAGGAUGUCGCCCCAGAACUCAUCCAGACUCACCUGGACAGGAUCCAGUCCAUCUGUCUGACAAAGUCCAGUGACAAGGCCUUUGAGGAUGCCAAAGCCAGGCUCAUGGCGUACACCCGGAGGAGUCCAGGAGAUCGAUGGGCUUUUGGUCAAUACUUUAAUGCAGAGCUGGAGUCUCUGGUGUGUGUGUUCCUCUCCAGACUGGAGGAGCUGCUGCCAGUACCAGACUUUAAACAGGCUGCUUCCUGGCUUGAUUCUGUCCCCGGUGGUGUUGAUGAAUGUCUGCAGUCUAUCCCCCACAGUGACAGGCUGAGGUCUGUGCUGCAGAGCCAAACGUGCUGCCGGGAACACCUGGUAAAUAGAGACUCCAGCCCAUCCCAGACCAACCUCCUCAGCUCUCUACCUGUUUGUCUUCCAAAUAUGAUGGUGUACCAUCCCUCUGCCGACUCUGACAGUGAGUCAGAACCCUUCCCUGAGGAAAGGAUGGAUGAAGAGAGAGGAGAAGAACAGGAGAAGGUCUGCAUCAACCGAGAGGACGAUGAGAAAUCGAAAGUAGCCGAGCUGAUUGGUCAAGACCAGGAAUCAGCCAAUAGAGUGGGAGGAGAAACGGAAACGUCCAACCUAGGGAUUCUGGGUUUCAUUGUUCAGAGCCAAUCUAUAAUGAUUAUCCCCCAGCCGGGCCAGCACUCUCUUGCUGUCGUCUCCCAGUCUGCACCCACUCUCACCCUGCCUGUGGCCUGCAGGGGGCAGACUGCAGUCAACUCUCCCUCAGGACAGAGCAGGCCCUCGCCAGAGAGGAACACGGUUCCUGUGAGCAACCAAAAGCCCCAGGCCUCACUGGGGAGCAUCAUCCCUGAGUCGUCUGAUAAGCCUGUAGAAUGUAUUAGGGUGGAGAGUGACACAGACAGCCCCACAGGAGAGUCCUCGUCUUCCGAGACGCUCCCGUCUAGCGUAUCCCACAAUCCCCGGCGUGUUGCCCACAAGUGCCCGACGUGCGGGAAGUGUUUCAUCUACCGUUCCCAGGUGCUGCGUCACCUGACCACACACUCACGAGGCGGCCGCUACAAAUGCGCCCAGUGUGGCGUUGGCUUCCCAACGCCCUGGAGCCUGAACGACCACAAGCGCUCUGUGUGUGUCACCGCCACCUUCGACUGCGCCCAGUGCGGGAAGCGGUUUGCGUCGCUCCGCGAGCAGUACCGCCACCGCCUCACCCACAAGACCAACACCUGUUUUCAAUGUGGGGCGGGCUUUAGGACCCAGCUGGAACUGACCCGACACCACAAGACCCACUGGGCCCAGCCGCUGCACCAGUGCUGCCUGUGCGGCAAACGCUUCCGCCUCCUCUCCAGCCUGACCAAUCACAAGCAGACUCACUCGUCCGGCGGCGGCUUUGCCUGCACCCAGUGCGAGCGUGUGUUCGGCUCGGCGAAGGAGCGCGACGCCCACCGGCAGAUGCACCGCGUACCCAAACUCGUCUGCCCUGUCUGCGGCGAGACAUUCACCUCGCAGGCCAAACUCAUCAAACACCAGCAGACCCAUCCGGUCCCAGAGGGGAGCGAGGGCCAGAGGUACAAGUGCCGUUACUGUGAGGAGACGUUUACAGGCCUGACCCUCAUGAGGAUCCACCAGAGAAGCCAUCUUGUGGACAGACCUCAUCAAUGUGACCAGUGUGAGAAGAGCUUCACUACUCUGGGGUCCCUCCAGUCCCACCUCAGAACCCACUCGGAGGAGAAGCCCUUUCUCUGCGCCCACUGCGGCAAGCGCUUCCGGACCAAAGACGGCAUGGAGGGACACCUCCGGAUCCACACGGGCGAGAAGCCCUUCCACUGCUCCUACUGCGGGAAACGCUUUACGGCGCUCGCCGGGUUGAACGUUCACGUGCGGCGGCACACGGGCGAGAGGCCGUACGUGUGUGAGGUGUGCGGAAAGGCGUGGCCCUCUGGUGGGGACUUGCAGAAACACAUGCGCUGUCACACAGGAGAGAGACCUUACAGCUGUGUUGACUGUGGGAAGACAUUCUCCAUAUCCUGUCACCUGACAGAACACAUGAAGACACACUCAGGUGAGAAGCCGUUCUCUUGUCCAGAGUGUGGGAAGAGCCUGAAGAGGAAGUUUGAUCUGAAGAAGCACCUGUUGACUCACUCUGGAGUGCGUCCGUACCCCUGUCCUCACUGUGACAAGAGCUACACCCGCCGCACACACCUCAACAGGCACCUACAGAAACACUCGGCUGAGCUGUUAGCAGCAGCAUUGUAGCCCCAGCAUCAUUUGCCCAUGGAUGGACAUCUCAAUAGUAUUCUGUCCUUGAAAUAACAAUGGGCUCCCAUCACCAAGAUUCUGAAUUCAAUGACUUCCAGAGACUAGAGCAACAGAACGUUCUGCCUAAGAUGGCAGGGGGACGCAAUGUCUCCCUGCUGGUUGAGUUAGAUUGACCGAGAUCAUGUGACCUUUCCUGAUUCAUUUUGUGUUAAUCAAGAAUAUGAUUUCUGUGUGGUCUGACUGUAGUCUGUCAUUAUCAAAUAGACCUAAAGCCAUUUCUGUCUCCUGAUUUUCUAUGUUGUGGCCUCAUUUUUUGGUGAAACAGUUCAUUAUAAAAUAGUUGACUGAUGGGUAAUUGUUGCCUGAAUAAUGCCUCUUCAACUUAUAUCCUGUCUGUAAUUCAGUUUAAUAUUUUCUUCUGUGCUUUGAUAAAACCUAUCCCAAGUUCUA